Molecule: messenger RNA, 638 nt
Organism: Octopus sinensis (East Asian common octopus)
Lineage: Eukaryota; Metazoa; Mollusca; Cephalopoda; Octopoda; Octopodidae
Product: MFS-type transporter SLC18B1-like
Exons: 3
Coding region: 77-352 (91 amino acids)
Source: RefSeq, a predicted model, not a curated record
UCUUUUGUGGUAAAAUAUCAUAUGCCUUGCAUUACUUGGUAUAUUUGUAAGUCUCACAGUUCUACCAACAUAUGACAUGCUUCUAGAACUUGAAAUAGAAGCAGGACUACAAAAAUGUUCCAGUACAUAUGGAUUAGUAUCUGGUAUUUGGGGAUCAAUGUAUGCAUUCGGUGAAUUCGUUGGACCAUCUUUAAGUGGAUUUCUUAUGGACAGUGUUGGCUUCCAGUGGUGUACAAUUUACAUGGCCAUCGGGUGUUUUUCUGCUGUGAGUAUUGGUUUAAUAAUACAGGCAUUUAAUUUCUCAUUUCUUUUUCUUAUUACUAUAACCUGUUGGAUGUGCCACAGAGCAUAGCUGUUCAUAUACAGUCAUCAUACAAUCUGCCUUUCAUUCUGAGGGAGAGGCCCUUUGUUGCCAGCAGAGGUAGGAACUCUCAGCCUAAUCCUAUUGUCACAGAUACACUCUUGGAGCAUCCAUGUCCACUACUAACUUGGUUACCUUGAUAACGGAAGCUAUCUACUACUUCUAGCUUACCCCACUGGCAGUUGAUGGAGUCUAUUUUCUGUACAUUUUGACGUUUAUAGUACCUGUGCAUCAUCCACACACAAUAACUAUUUUCUCUGUUAACCUUCCUCUAAUA